This is a messenger RNA of Funneliformis mosseae, 351 nucleotides long. The record is from the annotation of a GenBank genome assembly. Lineage: Eukaryota; Fungi; Glomeromycota; Glomeromycetes; Glomerales; Glomeraceae.
AUGUAUUCUGAACAAUCUUAUACAGAUAAGGAAGUCUUUUUCGUUGAUUCAUGCGAAAGUAUUAAAAUUGAAGUCUUACAUUAUCCCCCUGCUAAUAUAAUUUUGAAUCAUCCACCAAUUUUAUUCAUUCAUGGAAUAACUAUCGCGGCCUGGGCUUGGGAUAAUUUUUGUCACUGGUUCUCGAAUAAAGGACAUGAUUGUUACGCUAUGAGUUUUCGAGGACAUGGACAAAGUACAAAGACUCCAAAAAAAGAUAAAUGGUGGUCAUUAAAUGAAAUCACAAAUGAUGUAUCAGCCGUAACUGAUGCAAUAUUUGCUAGGACCGGAUAUAAACCUGUUCUCGUUGGGUAA